Molecule: messenger RNA, 804 nt
Organism: Drosophila subobscura
Lineage: Eukaryota; Metazoa; Arthropoda; Insecta; Diptera; Drosophilidae
Exons: 1
Source: RefSeq, a predicted model, not a curated record
CUCUUGCAGAAAUUCUUCUCGCUCGGCAGUGUCCUCGCCCUCUCGGCCGUGGCCAGCGCCGCUCUGGCUGCCCCCCAACUGGAGGCUCGUCUGCGUCGCGAUGUCUCCGAGCUGGUGGAUCCUGCAGCAGCAGCAGCCGCACCCGUGGAGUACCUGCCGCCAGGCAUCACCGAGUCCGCGCUGCUCGAAGAGGAGCCACUGCCAGUGGAGGUUGAGGCCGAAGCUGAGCCCGAGGGCACCGUGCUGGGCGGCGAGGGCUACGAGUACCGCACUGUGCGCCGCCUGAAGCUGCGCCAUCGCAAUCGUCGCGAUGUCUCGCACUUGGGGCAGGCUCCGGCCCGUCGGUAUCUGCCGCCCAGUCAGGCCUAUCUGCCGCCAGCCAGCGAUCCUGCUGCACCCAUCGACGACACCGAGGACACCGAGGAGGUGGUCUCCGCCGUGGAGCCCAAGCUCGCCCGGCAGUAUCUGCCGCCCGUGGAGGCGAGCACCGAGGCUGCGCCCCAGGAGGAGACCACACCGCUGCCGGAGGAGCAGCCGGAGCAGCCGGAGCAGCCCGAGGCCGAGGCCGAUGUCCGUGUGGUGGAUGUGCCCACCGACGGCGGCGCCGGGCAGCUGCUCCAGGACGGCUACCACUACCAGCAGCCGGCGGAGAUGCCCGCGGAGCUGCGCGAGGCGGCCCGCGAGUACCUGCCUCCCGUGGAGGAUGAGGCCGUCGUCGUCGUGGAGGGUCCCGCCGAUGGCCAGAGCGCUGUCCUGGCCAACGAUGGCUAUCAGUACCGUGCCGUGAGGCGCUACAGGUUCUAG